CUCGAUAUCCUCGAAGAUGGAGUGAUAUCUGGUUCCUCGCAUUCUCGUCGAAGUUGAGUAUUCUAUUGUCGCAAGUUCUUCGUCCAUUUAAAUUCUUGUGUUCCAUUCGAAGAAGGCUUUCAGCUAUGGAAGAACUAGAUUUCGUGGUGAUCGGCGCCGGCUGGUUUGGCCUGGCAGCAGCCAAAACCUUUCACCAGAUAGACCCUGAGAAGUCUCUGGCCGUACUUGACUCGAGCUCAACCCUCGGUGGAGUAUGGGCACAACACCGCCUUUAUCCGGGUCUCAAGACCAACAACCUGCUGGGAAUGUACGAGUACCCCGACUUUCCCAUGGACACCGAAACAUUCGGCGUCAAGCCCGGAGAAUUCAUUCCUGGCCCUGUCUGCCACAAAUACCUGACCAAGUACGCUGAGAAAUUCGACAUCAUCGACAAGAUUCGCUGUGGCAACGAAGUGGAAUCAGCGGAGCAUCAAGAAAACGGUGGUUGGAUUCUGACUGUACUAAGCGACGUCACUGACGGCGCGACCCCCAAGGAGACCAAGAUCCUUGCAAAGAAGCUCGUCGUCGCUACUGGUCUGACAUCUCAACCUUUCCUCCCCCACAUCGACGGACAGGAAUCCUACGGUGCACCGCUUUUCCAUUGCAAGGACUUCCUCCAGCACGCGGACACGCUGGACAAAGCGAAGCGCGCAACCGUCUUUGGGGGGACGAAGAGCGCCUGGGACGCCGUAUACGCCUACGCCACCAAAGGCGUCAAGGUAGACUGGGUCAUACGCGCUUCCGGCCACGGCCCAUGUUGGUUUACUCCCUCCCACGUGACGCCACUGAAGAGAUGGCUUGAGGCACUGGUGCUUAUCCGAUUUUUCACCUGGUUCAGCCCUUGCAUCUGGGGAUUCGCGGACGGCUAUGCGGCCAUUCGGUCGUUCUUCAAUGGGACUGCUAUUGGGCGAGCUAUCACGGAUGCGUUUUGGUGGUUUCUUAGUAACGACGUCAUUAGACUGAACAAAUAUGAUUCGCACCCUGAAACCGCCAAGUUGAAACCUUGGACCCAGGCUAUGUUCUCGGCAUCCAGUUUCUCUAUCCUGAGCUACAGUACCGAUAUCUUCGAACUGGUCCGUAACGGCUCGGCCAAGAUCCAUAUUGCCGAUAUCACUCACCUAUCGCCCCACGCAGUCCACCUAUCCAACGACACUGUGCUCUCAUCAGACGCCUUAUCCUGCGCAACUGGGUGGAAGAUACUACCCGCCAUCAAGUUCCUCCCUGAGGGCAUCGACAAGGAGCUGGGGAUCCCGCACGCCCCCUCGCCCAGCGACCCCUACGACUUUAUCGAGAAGGCCGACAAGGAAAUCCUGGAGAAAUUCCCGCGCCUAAAGGACCAGCCCGUCAUAAACAAGCGCUACGCCCCGCUGCUCGACAACAAGGGCAUGUCUACAACUGACCACAUCAACCCCUCGACACCCCUCACGCCCUACAUGCUGCACCGCUUUAUGGUCCCCCCCUCACCGAAUCUCCUCGCCCGCCGCGAUAUAGCCUUCGCUGGGUUCCUCAUGCAUUUCACUAUCGUCCUAUCAGCACAUAUCCAGGCUCUGUGGAUCAAUGCCUAUUUCCGCGGCGGGGCGUCAAUCCCGGAUUGCACUUCUGCCGAGGCGAUGGACAAACUCAAGUACGAGACGGUGCUUUUCAGUAGGUUUGGCAAGUGGCGGUACUCGGGGGCCAACGGUGCUCGGUAUCCUGAUUUCGUGUUCGAUGUGAUGCCGUACCAUGAUCUGCUUUGCCGGGAUCUGGGCAUUGCGGUGCACAGGAAGAAGGGGAUGCUUGCAGAGCUGUUUGAGCCGUACGGACCUGAGGAGUACGCGAAUGUAGUUUCUGAAUGGAUGGAGAAACAGAAUUCAGUGAAGCACGGCUGACGGUUGCGAAGGACGACUGCGGGGGCCUGCUUGCAACUUGAUGAAUGACGACAUUUUCUUCAAGUGUUGUUGAUGGAAGCGCGACAUGUGGUUUACCUUCAACACGGAAACAUGAGACAUAUUGUUUUUUUCUCACGCUCGCGUAGCCGCUAGCUACGUGUAAAUUACGGUCGAGUAUACGAGAUCAGACUAGCACGGAACCAGAAAAAUGGAAAGCAAGGAUCGGAUCUCGUCAUUUCAUAUCCUUCAGCAUAUCAACGUAAGCUGAUGGCUUUCUUCUGCACAACAAAACAGUCGCGUCUUACCGCAAGAGCCCUCUUCCCAUAGGUGAGAAAUCAACUCACACUUGUAAGCGCGUCGCCGUUUCAGCCAAAGCGCCACCAUCCCAAAGGCCCGAAAUGACCAAGGAGGCGCAGCAUGCUUACGGCCAGUCUACCAAAGAAAUUUCGUCACUGUCGCUGUCCGUGCCUUGCGUGA
This is a messenger RNA of Pseudomassariella vexata, 2384 nucleotides long. RefSeq lists its product as uncharacterized. The coding region runs from base 126 to 1907 and encodes 593 amino acids. Lineage: Eukaryota; Fungi; Ascomycota; Sordariomycetes; Amphisphaeriales; Pseudomassariaceae. The record is from RefSeq and is a predicted model, not a curated record. The transcript has 2 exons.